Molecule: messenger RNA, 5669 nt
Organism: Hemicordylus capensis (graceful crag lizard)
Lineage: Eukaryota; Metazoa; Chordata; Lepidosauria; Squamata; Cordylidae
Gene: PNPLA6
Product: patatin like phospholipase domain containing 6
Exons: 38
Coding region: 527-4879 (1450 amino acids)
Biological process (GO): phosphatidylcholine metabolic process
Cellular component (GO): endoplasmic reticulum
Molecular function (GO): phosphatidylcholine lysophospholipase A1 activity
Source: RefSeq, a predicted model, not a curated record
UGAACUCUGCACAUGCUCGGAGUCGCUCGGAGGUACGAUCCCGAAACUGAGCUCUGGUACAUGGCAAGGAAGGCGGAGUCAAUCCGUAAUCCCAACCCGCGUCCUCUGCAGCAGCACCCCGCCCCCGGUCGCACUCGUUUGUUUCCCCUCCGUUGAGGAGGAGGCGGCAUCUCCAAGUGAUCGGACGGGUCUCUGGCCUCUCUGAACUUGCGACCCUGCCUCUCGCCGCAGCAGCAGCAUGCCGGACAGUUCGGACUCUGGUGGUGGCGCAGCUCGAUAACGUCAUCUCUCGAGGCGCCGCCGGGAACGGAGCCGAGCCGAAGAAGGCAGAGAGGGGCAUGGUGGGCUCCAAAGGGCCACGGAGGAGGAGGAGGAGGUCGCAGGAGGUGGCUGCGGUGGUAGCGGAGGAAGCCUCCAGGUUGAGCAUCAGACUUGAGAGAACCAAAUUACCUUCCACAACCCUCUUCAAGACCCUGAGUUUGCUAUUCCAGUGGGGAAGAUUUCUGAGGGCUUGGUUGGAAAGGCAAUGCAUCUUUGUGUUCCUCUAACCCAAUCCAAACCUCCAGUCAGGAAAAAGAGCAGAGAGUCUCUUCCUAAGGUUGGCCUGGGUGAGGGAGGAGAUUUCUGUGUGUCUUGGAAGCAUAUUCUGCAACCCCUGGCUAUGAGAAUCCUUAAUGGACUGGGGCUGGACACGCAGUCAAUAGCCAUCAUGGGGCAAAGUGAAUCAGAGCCACAGGAGGAGGAGCAGCAAGAGGUUUUGGAUGUUGUGAUAGGAGUUGUGCUCUCAGUGCUACUUGUUGCUGUUCUGAUCCUGAUCCUGAUCCGCCGGUUCCGCCUUCAGAAAAUUCAGUCUCAGGAACAACCCAAGUACCGGUUUCGGAAGCGGGACAAAGUGUUGUUCUAUGGGCGUAAAAUUAUGCGCAAGGUUUCUCAGUCCACGUCUUCCUUGGUAGACACCACCAUCUCCUCUGCUUCUCGACCACGCAUGAAGAAGAAGCUCAAGAUGCUAAAUAUUGCCAAAAAGAUCCUACGUAUCAAGAAAGAGCUGCCAACCCUCCAGCUGAAGGAGCCACCUCCCUCUGUCCUGGAGGCUGAUCUCACAGAAUUUGAUGUGGCCAACUCUCACCUCCCUUCUGAGGUGCUCUACAUGCUGAAGAAUGUGCGGGUGUUGGGCCACUUUGAGAAGCCCUUGUUCCUGGAGCUGUGCAAGCACAUGACCUUUCAGCAGUGCCAGCAGGGCGAAUGUGUCUUCCGCCCAGGUCAGCCCGAUACCAGUAUCUAUGUGGUCCAGGAUGGAAAGCUGGAACUCUUCUUGUCCGAGCAGAUUCAGGAUGGGAAGGAGACUCUUGUGAAGGAGGUGUUCCCAGGGGACAGCGUGCACAGUCUUCUCAGUAUCCUGGAUGUCAUCACGGGUCACCAGCGGCCGUAUCGGACAGUAUCUGCACGGGCAGCUGAGGACUCCACAGUGCUGCGUCUUCCAGUGGAGGCCUUCUCAGCAGUCUUUGAGAAGUACCCUGAGAGCCUUGUCCGGGUAGUUCAGAUCAUAAUGGUGCGCCUGCAAAGAGUCACCUUCUUGGCCUUGCACAACUAUCUUGGCCUGACCAACGAGCUUUUCAGCCAUGAUAUGCAGCCACUGCGGCUCUUCCCCCAGCCGGGUCACACCUCUCGCACCAGCCCUGUGCGGCACAGCAAGCGCGUCAUUAGCACCUCCUCUGUUGAGGAUGCAAAGGAGACUACUGGAAGGCAGCUGGAUUCUGCUUCUAAAGAACAAAGUGACCCACUGAAACCAGGCUUGCUGGAACCACCUCCUGCCCCACUGUUGAGUCGUUGCAUCUCCAUGCCAGUUGAUAUCUCAGGGAUCCAGAAGGGCCCCCGCUCAGACUUCGACAUGGCCUAUGAGCGAGGUCGUAUCUCAGUGUCCCUUCAAGAAGAUAGCACUGUCUCAUUGGCUGGCUUUUCCCGACUUACUUUGUCCUGUACCCACCCUUGGCAGUCAGUUUCCCAUGAGCCCCGGGAGCGGAAGUCUGUGACAGUGGAGGAGCAGCCAUCUGGAGUCUACCACUACAACUACUGUGAGGAUGACUCAGCAACUGGUGACUGCCCCUUUGGGCCAUACCAAGGCCGCCAGACAAGUGCCAUCUUUGAGGCUGCCAAGCGGGAGCUGGUCAAGCUCAUGAAAAUUGAGGACCCUUCCUUGCUGAAUAAUAGGGUGUUGCUGCACCAUGCCAAGGCUGGAACAGUGCUUGCCCGCCAAGGGGAUCAGGAUGUCAGUCUGCACUUUGUGCUGUGGGGCUGCCUGCAUGUUUACCAGCGGAUGAUUGACAAGGCUGAAGACGUCUGCCUUUUCUUGACACAGCCUGGCGAGAUGGUGGGCCAGCUGGCUGUGCUCACUGGAGAGCCGCUUAUCUUCACCAUCAAGGCCAACCGUGAUUGCACUUUCCUCAAGAUCUCCAAGUCCGACUUCUAUGAGAUUAUGCGGGAACAACCAAGCGUGGUACUGAGUGUAGCUCACACAGUGGCAGCCCGCAUGUCUCCAUUUGUGCGCCAGAUGGACUUUGCCAUUGACUGGAUGGCUGUGGAGGCUGGGCGGGCCCUUUACAGGCAAGGUGACAAGUCAGACUGCACCUAUAUUGUGUUGAAUGGACGCCUGCGCUCUGUGAUCCAGAAGGGCAAUGGCAAGAAGGAGUUGGUUGGGGAGUAUGGGCGUGGGGACCUCAUUGGCGUGGUAGAAGCCCUGACUCGUCAAGUCCGUGCAACCACUGUCCAUGCGGUGAGGGACACAGAGUUGGCCAAACUCCCAGAAGGGACCCUCAAUAACAUCAAACGACGUUAUCCACAGGUUGUAACCCGUCUUAUCCACCUACUGAGUCAGAAGAUCUUGGGGAACUUGCAACAGUUAUGUGGCUCUUUCCCAGGUUCCGGUCUUGGCAUGGCCUCCAGUUCAGAACUGACCAACCCAGCCAGUAACCUCUCAACGGUGGCAGUCCUUCCAGUGUGUGAUGAUGUAUCUAUGGCAGCUUUCACUUUGGAACUAAAGCACGCUCUGAACGCCAUUGGCCCAACCCUACUGCUCACCAGUGACAUCAUACGGGCUCGGCUUGGGGCCUCUGCACUGGACAGCAUCCAUGAAUAUCGGCUGUCUGGCUGGUUGGCCCAGCAAGAGGAUAUCCAUCGCAUUGUGCUGUACCAGACUGACUACACUUUGACCCCCUGGACAGUGCGCUGCAUCCGCCAAGCUGACUGCAUUCUCAUUGUGGGCCUGGGGGAUCAGGAGCCUACGCUGGGUGAGCUAGAGCAGAUGUUGGAGAACACAGCGGUGCGUGCCCUGAAGCAGCUCAUCCUUCUACACCGUGAGGACGGACCCAGCCCUGCCCGUACUGUAGAAUGGCUCAACAUGCGCAGCUGGUGCUCAGGACAUCUACACAUCAAGUGUCCACGUAGAGUCUUUUCCCGACGCAGCCCCAACAAGCUGAGAGAGAUGUAUGAGAAAGUCUUUGAGAAGAAUGCUGAUCGCCACAGUGACUUCUCCCGGCUGGCACGAGUCCUAACGGGCAACACCAUUGCUUUGGUGCUGGGUGGUGGUGGGGCCAGGGGCUGUUCUCACAUCGGAGUGAUCAAGGCCAUGGAGGAAGCUGGUAUCCCGAUUGACCUGAUUGGCGGCACCUCCAUUGGCUCCUUCAUCGGUGCCCUGUAUGCCGAGGAGAGGAGUGCUGUGCGCACGAAGCAGCGAGCCAGGGAGUGGGCCAAAAGCAUGAAUUCAGUGUUUGCCACAGUGCUGGACCUCACCUACCCCAUCACUUCCAUGUUCUCUGGCUCUGCCUUCAACACCAGCAUCCACAAGGUGUUCCAGGACAAGCAGAUUGAGGAUCUGUGGCUACCCUACUUUAAUGUGACAACAGACAUCACAGCCUCUGCCAUGCGAGUCCACAAGGAUGGCAGCGUGUGGCGCUACGUCCGGGCCAGUGCAUCUUACACCCCCUAUUUGCCUCCUAUCUGCGACCCCAAGGACAGUCACUUGCUUGUGGAUGGCUGCUAUGUUAACAAUGUCCCAGGCUCGCUGUGGCGGUACGUGCGAGCUAGCAUGACCCUUUCCGGGUACCUACCGCCACUCUGCGACCCCAAGGACGGCAAUUUACUGAUGGACGGCGGCUACAUCAACAACCUGCCAGCUGACAUUGCUCGCAACAUGGGUGCCAAGACUGUCAUUGCCAUAGAUGUGGGUAGCCAGGACGAAACUGACCUAUGCAACUAUGGAGACAGCCUGUCGGGCUGGUGGUUGCUCUGGAAACGCCUGAAUCCCUGGGCUGAGAAGAUCAAGGUGCCUGACAUGGCAGAGAUCCAGUCCCGUCUGGCCUAUGUUUCCUGUGUGCGGCAACUGGAGGUGGUGAAGAGCAGUUCAUACUGCGAGUACAUCCGCCCUCCCAUCGAUCGCUUCAAAACCAUGGACUUUGGCAAGUUUGACGAGAUCUAUGAUGUGGGUUACCAGCAUGGAAAAGUAGUAUUUGAUGGAUGGUGCCGAGGGGACAUCAUUGAGAAAAUGGUAAAGGACCGGCAUUCUGCAGACUUCUAUGAGAGCAAACGCAUGGAUGUGCUGAUGUGUCCCAGUGCUGGAUUCACAGACCUGGCUGAGAUAGUGUCACGCAUUGAGCCAGCCAAGAGCUACGUGUCAGACAGCUAUGCAGACGGAGAGGAGUCAGACUACCUGACCGAGUACGAGGAGGAAGGGAUGGAUGCCGUGCGGGAGGAAGAAGGGCAGGAGCUGUUGUUUGCACCAGCAGAGCAGAAUGCUGUCUUUGAAACAGAUGAGGAGAAGAGCUUACGGCACCGCCGAGGGACUUCCCAGGAGCUGCCUGCCCCGGUGGCUACUCCCACACCCUGAGGAGGUGGAACUGGCACUUUGAGACCAAAUCUUGCACUCAUCCUUUGAGCUGCUAUGUGUCUGGGCUGGCUAGGAGCCCCACAAGUGUACCAUGAACCUUUUACUGUCUGGCAGACACAGCAGUAAAUCUUCAGGACCCUGAUGUACCCUUUUAGCUUUUCCUACAAUGUUGGAAGAUGAGCUGCAGGAAAUACAGCUGUGUGUCCUGCAGAGUGUUUGGAAGUGGAUGUGGUGACCUGCCUAUGCCCAGGAACUGCCAUGUAAAACAUUGGGAGGAGGGCAGCCACUCUGGGAUCCUAGUGCUUUGUCCUUACCCUUCUUCUCCAGCUUACUGUUACUUGAAAUAGACUUGGAGUCUGGGGGAAGAAAGGGGACCAGGGGGGAGCCUCUUUUAUAUAUGCCGCACCAACAUGUAAGCAAGUGUGUGGUUACAGAAGAUGCAGGUUACUGUUGAGCUGGCAGGGUGUUUGGACUUAUUGGGAAUUUUGUCAUCUCCCUCUGCCCUGGCACUGCCUUUUUAGCUGAGGGGGGUUCCGGUCCAAUCCAUGACACAAGCCACAGUGAGGAAUCCCAGCUUGUCUCACAUUGUCUUGCACUCAAGCCUGUAAGUCCCACCACUUAGUGAGGUGCAGAAACAGUAGUUCCUCUGUUGGCUAACUUAUUCCUGCUUUGAGCUGAACCCCAGCAUUUCUUUGCUUUUAUGUUCCUAGACUGCCAGAGGUUUCAGGCUGGGGCUGCACUGACUGUUCUGUUUUUUAAUUUUAAAAAUGAAACCAAUGAGAAAUCCUUA